GCAAAAAUCCUUGAUUACGCAGCACGUUUUCUUAAAAAAUGCGAUGGAAUAUGCGGGAUAUUUAUUAGUGGUGUCAACAAUAAUCGAUUCGGCGGGGCAUGCACGAUUCAGCAUCGGUGCGGGGAAAGUGCCAUAAUCGAUUAUGUCACUGUUGAUUUUCUGGCCUUGAGUGGACAAUAAAGUUGUGAAGUUUCAAUUACUUCCGGGGGCAUAACAACAACAAUCAAGAUGGCUGAGGCGGAGGGAGAUCACCGCGAUAGAUGGGUAAUUAAAAACGCACCCAAAGUUUGGAAAGCGGACAUCUGGGCACAUUUCGGAUUCUACGAAGUUGAUGGGAAACUAGACAAGACUUACGCGGUGUGUAAAAUCUGCCACACUAAAAUCAAGCACGUUGGCAAUACAAAUAACUUCACCAACCAUGUUGAUCGUUGGCAUCCUGAGUUGGCUUCAACAACAACAACACAAAAAGUCGACACAUCCCAGCCAAGAAUUGACGAGUCGCUAGUGUCAACGUUGCCACACAACUCCGAGAGAGCAAAGAGGAUCACACGAUCGGUGGCAUGUUUCAUAGCGAAGGAUCUACGACCCUAUUCUGUGGUAGAAAAUGCGGGGUUUCGCCACAUGCUUAAAACAAUUGAUAUAAGCUACCGACAAGAGCUACCUUCACUGAUUCUGCGCUUCCCACAUUGUACAAAGAAACCAAAGCAAAGGUAAUGGAAUCAAUGUGUAAAGCCAGUCGUGUAGCCAUUACAAGUGACGCCUGGACUUCGGUCACUACAGAGUCCUAUGUAACCAUAACGGCACAUUAUAUUAGCGAGGAUUGGCAGAUUGUAUCACAUGUGCUGCAGACGAGAGCAGUUUAUGAGAGCCACACUGGUGCUCAUAUGGCAGGGCUACUCUUGGAUGUUGUGGAGGAAUGGCAGCUAACAGAUAAAAGUGUUGUGCUGGUGACGGACAAUGCCGCUAAUAUGAUAAGUGCUGCUGAAAUUGGGAAGGUCCCUCAUGUUAAAUGCUUCGCGCAUACGUUGAACCUCGCUGCACAGCAGGCGCUUAAGCUACCGACGGUCUCCAGACUUCUGGGCAGAGUCCGACGUAUCUCCGCAUACUUCCACCGCAGCACAAAGGCAAAGCACCUGUUUGAAGAAAAGCAGAGAGUUGUUCUUAAACUGACAAGUCCACUUAAACUGAUAACGGAUGUCGCCACAAGGUGGAAUAGUGCUCAUGAUAUGAUGGAGAGGUUUUUGCAACUGCAAGCUGCAGUGCAUGCCACCCUGCUGUCACCUGCCCUAAAUGUAGAUGAAAGUGACAUUGUCACUCUCAGCAGAGCAGAUCUGGCUAACGUGGAGGAAGUAGUGAAGACAUUAAAACCAGUGAAGGAUGCCACUGUUUUUAUGUCAGAGGAGAGCAGUCCUACAGUCAGCCUCAUUGCACCAGUAUAUGCCCAACUCCUCCAGAGCAUGUCAGACACUAUUGGAGACCAACCACUGAUCCGCGAUGUGAAGAAUGCCAUCAAAACAGAUCUCCUUAAGAGGUACAACAGUGGGGCAGAGAAGAAGAUCCUUCAUACAUCCUCCGCCCUGGAUCCUCGCUUUAAGGGGUUACCUUUCCUGACAGAGGAGGAGAGAUUGGAUGUCUCUGCAGGAGUGACUUCAGAGGCUGCAUCCCUGAAGUAAGAGAGGAGACGUAGGACAGAAUCAGAUGAAGCGCCUGGCGGAACAGGAAGUUCAGUAACCAUGGAAGAGUUGCUGUCCGUGAAUGACAAUGUUUCAGACUCAGCAGGCCCCUCCGCUCCCAAAAGAAGGGCCUUUUGCUGGGACCUGCUUUCAAUGACAUCAGUGAACCUGCAGUACAAAGUAAGACCGCCGAUGCCAGUGCUGAGGAGGAAAUGGACUUGUACUGUAGAUCCCCAGCUGUGCCUCUCUCUGAGGAUCCCUUGGACUGGUGGCAUCGCCAUAAGGGCACAUUUCCUCUCCUCUCUAGGUUGGCAAAUAGAUACUUGUGCAUCCCAGGGACAAGCGUGUCAGCAGAGAGAGUGUUCUCCACUGCAGGAGAUGUUAUCACUGCAAAAAGAAGCGCUCUCAAACCAGACCAUGUCGAUCAGCUUGUGUUCUUACACAAGAACCUUGAAAUUCCCAAAUGCUGAACAGUGAGAAGUUAUGAUGUAGGCUUAGGUCAAACUAUAUAUUUCCUCACUCUGAAACGGAUUGUUGAUGAUGGUGAUGUUAAAUUCAGACGGAAGACGUUGUUUGCACAAAUUUGGUAGUAGGCUAAGCCUACACACUUUAUUUUUGGUUUACAUUACAAUGUAUUUCACAUCUUGAUAUUUUGUUGUAUGCAGCUGAUGUGAUUGGUAGGAUCAGGUAUAUAAUUGUCAUUGUCUUAAAGCUGCUAAGCUGCUGUUUUGUUAAGAAUAGUUGCACUUGACUUGUACUACUUGAAAAAAGUUUCACAGUAAUAAGUGGUUACUGUGUGUUGCACUAAAUAUUUUUAUUGCUGGGUGCCUGGGUGGUUGUUGUUACAAUAGUGUGACUGAUUAAUAUUUGCACAGGAGUUCAGGAAGUGCCCUGUCUUAGAGCUGCUAUUUUACUGUGUGUAAAAAAACACUUUUGCUGGAAAAUGUUGGCUGUUAUUGCUCUAAUUUCAAAUGGUUCUAAAGCAGAGAGAAUAGAAACAUUUCUCAUUCAAAGCACUGAAAGCAGUGAUUUAUGUUUUCUUUUUCAGGUUUGAAAUGCCAUAUCCAAUACCCUGUACCAUUCAAUUUUAUUUUAUUUAAUGACAUUUAUGUCAAAGAUACAGGAGAGUGAUAAUACACACAUAGCAGCCAAUAAAAUCUGUUGUUCAAUA
This is a messenger RNA of Perca fluviatilis (European perch), 2844 nucleotides long. Its product is annotated as E3 SUMO-protein ligase ZBED1-like. Lineage: Eukaryota; Metazoa; Chordata; Actinopteri; Perciformes; Percidae. The transcript has 2 exons. The record is from RefSeq and is a predicted model, not a curated record. The coding region runs from base 714 to 1673 and encodes 319 amino acids.